Messenger RNA from Dendrobium catenatum, 3079 nucleotides. RefSeq names its product disease resistance protein RGA2-like. The record is from RefSeq and is a predicted model, not a curated record. The coding region runs from base 55 to 2874 and encodes 939 amino acids. Gene Ontology annotation, biological process: defense response to other organism. NCBI's taxonomy places the organism in Eukaryota, Viridiplantae, Streptophyta, Magnoliopsida, Asparagales, Orchidaceae. Gene Ontology annotation, molecular function: ADP binding. The transcript has a single exon.
UGCUCUCACUCUCUCUUCACUGUUGAGCUGUUCUGAUCUCCCUUAACCGGUGCCAUGGAAGAAUGGUUUGUUGCUCCAAUCAUGGAGAAGCUCAUCAACACUGGCUUUCAGUACCUGGGAGAUCAAGUCAGAUGGCAGACAGGCAUGAAGGAGGAGCUCGAAAGGCUGCGAGAGAACCACCCCAAGAUCCAAGCUGUCGUGGACUUUGCUUCCAGCCAAGAGCAGAUCAGAGACAGAAAUCCUGCUCUCAACGAAUGGCUAUGGCAGCUACGAGAUGCUAUCGAAGAGGCGGAUGAUGUGUUGGAUGAUCUCGAGUACAUGAAGCUUGAAAAACAGCUAACUAAAGACAAGAAGCAGAGAAAGGUGCGUUCUAUCAUGAAAUCCAUAAAUAAACGGCUUGUCCAAAUUGCCAAACGUGCUCUCAAAAUCGAUCCCAACUUGAAGAGGUUAGAGAAGGUUGUGCAGAAACUCGAUAAAGUUUCAGCUGGUGUUGCUACUUUCCUUCAUCUUGUAAAAGAUGCAAAGCAGGAGCAUCAGGAGCAGCAGCUUGAGAUGUACAGAGCGCGUGAAACAGGAUCCUUGCCUAAAAACGAUCUCAUCGGUCGAGGCAAGGACAAGGACUUUGUCAUGAAGUGGCUGAGGAACCCAUCAAAUGAAUAUCAAACUACUCUGUACAGUAACAUUUCUCUGCUAUCUAUAGUGGGUCAAGGUGGUAUGGGGAAGACAACCCUCUUGCAACAUGUUUAUAAAGAUGAAAUGACAAAGGAAUUUGAUCUUAAAAUGUGGAUUUGUGUUUCCAACAACUUUGAUGUGAAUCGAGUCAUUGCAAAUAUGUUGGAAUCCCUUAAAAACGAGAGGACUCAGUUGGAGACACUUGAUGCACUUCAAAAAAGUCUCAAGUCUAUGGUAAACUCCAAGAAGUUCUUACUUGUGUUGGAUGAUAUUUGGAAUGAUGAUAAGGAGCAAGAUAAAAACAAAUGGGAGAAUGUGCUUGCCCCUUUGGCUUCUGGAAAAUUGGGAAGUAAGAUUUUGCUGACAACUCGGAUGGAAUCUGUUGCAGUAAUGAUUUCAAAUGUUAUGAAAAAGAAGAAUGAAAUAUUGAGAUUAGAUGGCCUGAAGGAUGAGGAGUGUUUGCUCCUCCUCCUCAGAUAUGCAUUUGUCAAUGUAGAGACUUUUAAUGCUCAUCAAAAUUUAUUGCCAACUACUAGAAAGAUAGUUAAAAAACUUUCAGGAUCUCCAUUGGCUGCAAGAGUCAUAGGAGGAGUUCUCAAUUCUCAUUUGGAUGAAAGUCAUUGGAUAAGAGUUUUAAACCAUGAUAUUGGAAGUCAGAAUGAUAUCUUCUCCGUUUUAAAACUGAGCUAUAUAUUCCUCCCAAAAGUUCUACAAAAUUGUCUCUCAUUUUGUUCCAUAUUCCCACAAGAUCAUGAGUUUGACAAAGACGAUUUAGUUCGAAUGUGGAUUGCAUUGGGUUUCAUUCAACCAUCUAACAUUGGAGGUGAGACUACGAAGGAUGCUGGAGAGAGGUACUUCAAUGUUUUGGUCAAAAAGUCUUUAUUUGAUAAAUUUCAGAAUAAACAUAGAACAUUUUACAAGUUGCAUGAUUUACUACAUGAAAUGGUGCAAUUUGUUUCGGGACAAGAAUACUUCAGCAUUAUAGGUGAUGAAGAGUUAUUUAUAAAAAAUCCUGAGACUGUUAGACACUUAUAUGUUGAUACUAAAAAUAUUGAAGUGUUCAGAAAUAUGGAGAAAUUUAAGAAAUUGCGUUCUCUUAUCGUGAAUUAUAUUUGGAUGGUCUCUAUUUUUGACGAACUUACAGAAAUUUUCAAAACAUUGAAAAGUUUACGCCUAAUGUGCAUACAUUCUCCACUAGAAGAAAUGCCAGAAGAGAUUGGAUAUUUAACACAUCUUCGAUACCUGAAUUUUGUUAAAGCUCUCAUGGUUCCACUACCAAGAUCUGUCUGUAAUCUUUAUCACUUACAAUUCUUGAUUUAUGAUCGUGAUCGUAAAUUUUCGGAUGAUGAUGAUUUCUUACCAAGUGAGUUAAAUAACCUUCGUAAUCUGCAUUAUCUGGAACUUUCCAGUCCUGGGAUGUAUGAGAUUGGGAAGCUAAAUUCUCUUCAAGAGCUAGAUGGGCUUUAUGUUCAAAAUUUGGCUGGUUAUAGAAUUGAGGAGCUAGAGCAUAUGAAUGAGCUUCGCAAAUUAGUGAUCUAUUUUCCUGAAAAUGUGGAGGAUGCCAAAGAUGCUUGCAAGGCCAAAUUAUGCGAUAAGAGGAACCUCACAGAUUUGUCCUUAGAAUGGGGUAGCUUGGAACUUAUAGAUCAUUAUCAUGAGAAUGUGCUUGACAAUCUUCAACCACAUAGUUGUCUAAAGAAACUGAAGAUAAAUUCAUUCAAGGGUGCCAGGUCUGCAAUAUGGAUGAACAAUGUCCAUUUAAUCUCCAAUCUAGAAUACAUCCGAUUGGAAGAUUGCUCAGCAUGGAAAACUCUUCCUCCCUUUUGGCAGCUUCCCUUUCUCAAAUCUCUUUACCUUCAUGACAUGCCAGAAGUAAAAGGUUUUGAUUACAAAUUUCAUGAGAAUGAUAAGAUUCGUGUCUUUCCAUCACUAGAGGUGCUACAUAUUCAUCAAUUGAAAGCAAUGGAGGAUUGGUUUAUUGCAACAGCAGCAGCAUAUGAAUGCCUCUUUCCUUGCUUGACUAAGUUGUGCCUAGAAGAUUGCCCAAAUUUGCUGGAAUUACCCUCUUGUCCUCCUAAGCUCGAGAAAUUGGAGAUAAAUAACAUCGGGUGGAAAGAUUGUAACUGGCUACAAGGUAUUAGCAACUAUUGCAACAUUUCAAUUCGAAAUUGUCAGAACCUGAACUAUCCCAGAAGACAUUAAGAAGUGGAGACCUUUGAAAAAUUCCUCCUUGACUUCAUUUCCUUUCUUCUUUCAAACAACUUUCCAUUACUUGUGUUCUUCAACUCUGCAAAUUACCUGACCUCCCUCCCUCUUUGUAUUUGUGUUUUUCAGUAUGUCUGUGAAAUUUCUCAUUCUUGUGUGAUUUAAGAGUUCUUAAGAAAUUUCUCAUUAUUAUGAUUUUGCC